GUAAUCGGGGUAAACAGUAAAGAUGGCGACGUCUGUAGCCGGAGAGGGGCAACAAAGUCUAAAUGGGAUUAUUUCCGAGCCUCAGACUAAGAAACUGACCGACCUGCCGACUGAGUUGCUCGAACACAUCCUGUGCUUCCCCGUCCUCAAACAUGUCGACAUUUGUAACGUCUCCUGCUGCUGUAAGCGGCUACACGACGUUUGCCACGGAAGAGGGAAGGUCUGGGGACACCAGUACAAACUCAGAUGGCCCAGGCUGCAGAGGUAUUACCGUCAGAAUGAGUGCUGUGACUGGCUCAGAGAAUACAAAACACGCCACAGAGUUGGGAUACAAAUACGAAGGACCGUGGAAUCAAUCUCAAAGAGGUUCUUCACUGAAGUUCCUUGCGUUGGCCAGGUGCUGGGAGACAGCUUUGCAGAGAUCGAGUCACUCGGGAUGCCGGAGCACUUCUGCGAAGACGAGCUCCUCUUCAUCCUGAACUCUGACAAGAGGAAAAGCUUGACCUUGAAGUACUAUGCAAAGAAAAUCCUUUACUUCCUGCGACAACAGAACAUCCUGAGGAGUUUGAAGACCUUCUUGGAGCAGCCUGUGGCGCAGCAGUCGGCUUUAGAGGGUGCUGUACUGGUGGAUCAGUAUUGUAACCCACUGGCUGAUGUGACAUUGAACAGCGUAUCUGCCCAGCUGGAUGAGAUAACGGAAAAAGUCAAGAAGAUGCUGAGAAUCAAGAAUCCCUCUCACCCCAGCCUGCGUAUCGCCCAAGGCAACUGCUUUGUCGUAGAGGACUUUGAGCUCCAGAGGCAGGUGGUGUGCGCCCUGAACUCUGUCCUGUACGAGCAGCUCACAUACAAAGGCAACGAGUUCGACUACUACAACCCUCUCAACUCUUACAUCCACCAGGUGCUACUACGCCGUACAGGCAUUCCCAUAAGCCUCUCUGUCCUCUACAUGACAUUAGCCCGGAAGCUGGGUGUUCAGCUGGAACCUGUCAACUUUCCCAAUCACUUCCUGCUGCGCUGGUGCCAAAAACCAAGAGGGAGUGAGGACAUAUAUGACUUUGUCUACAUUGAUGCCUUCGGUAAAGGCAAACAGCUGACAGCCAAGGAGUGUGAGUACCUCAUUGGCCACCAGGUGACGGCAGAUUACUACAGUGCCAUCAGCACCACCGAGGUGCUGCUCAGGAUGGUGGGAAACCUGCUGAACAUCGGUAAAAGAGGGGAAGGCAAUGAAAAAUCCUACCAGCUGCUGAGAGACUCUCUGGACCUCUACCUCACUAUCAACCCAGAUAAUGUGCAGUACCUGCUGCUGCAGGCACGUCUCUACUUCCACCUGGGCAUAUGGCCAGAAAAGGUGCUAGACAUCCUGCAGCACAUUCAGGCAUUGGACCCCUCCCAGCACGGGGCAGUGGGUUACCUGGUGCAGCACACGCUGGAGCACAUCCAGCACAAGAAACAUCCAGUUACACCUGAGGUGAAGAAGCGCAGCGCCCCAGAACACCUGGAGGUCCAGUAUUCAGUCGGCCUCAUCAUGAAACACAAGAGGUCAGGAUAUAACUGUGUGAUCUAUGGCUGGGACCCAAAGUGCACCAUGAGUCAGGAGUGGAUCACCACCAUGAGGGUCCACCAGCUGUCCAACGGGGCCAACCAGCCUUUCUACAACGUCCUCGUGCAGGACGGAACAUGCCGCUACGCCGCACAGGAGAACCUGGAGCCCCACUCAGCCCCCCUGGAGAUCGGCCACCCGGAGGUGGGACGUUACUUCUCCGAGUUCGCCGACACCCACUACGUUGCCAACGAAGAACUGCAGACACGAUACCCAGAGGACAUGGUUGAAACUUUGGGCACAGUGCAGGAGCUUUACCACAGACUGACACCUGGCUCUGGGAACCAGGAACAAGCUCCUGCCACAGACCAAAGCAACCACCAAGCCAUGCCCAUGUAGCGAAGUAGCUGUGUCCAACACCCUGCAGACCAGGGCUAACUAAUUACUGGUCACCCGUUCUCAACGCACAGUCCACUUAGCUGUUGCUUUGUUUCACAUACUCAAGACGAGGAAACGUGUAAUGGAGAGGAACACACAAAAGUGAUUAACAAAUGUGGUUUUGUAUCACAGUCAGCUUCAUGUGCAGGUCUGUAAAGAUUUAUUUUAACUUUUCCAUGUCUGGAAAGUUGACAGUGUGACCAAAAUGUAUGGAAACAUUUACGAAACACAUCUAAAUAUUGUAAUGCAUUUGUUGUGAAAACAAAGCUCAAACUAUGGAGUGUUAUCCAGGAUGCAGGAAAUCCAGUCACAAAGUUUAGUUUGGAAAAAGUAUGAAAACCCAAAGUAGUGCUUAAGUCGACACCUUGGAGAAAAAAGAAUGUAGACUUAAAGUACACAGCUAAGUGGAUGAGUCAGUUCAGGAUGGGUAUCCAGGUACUGUAAAUCAUCCUUUACCUAGAACCAAGGAAUGCUCCUUCACCCACACCUCUCUGCACCCAGCACCAGUCAAACAAGCCCCCCAGCAUUUAGUCCAACCCCUCCAGUUACAGUGCCACACAGAAGACUAUAAAGAAAAUACUUUGUAAAUUGACUUGUACUUUUAACUCCCCAUCUUUUAAUCGAGUUUCAUGCACUUCAGAAAGUUUAACUUUCACAUUUCUAGAUUAUCUUGUUUUUUUUUUCUGUGUAUAUUUACAAGUGAAACAUGUAGGAUGUCGUGGCUCAUCAGUGUCGCUGAGCUGUUAAUGGAAAAACAAAAGAGGAACCAAUAAGGACACCACUGACUUGAAACACAAAUGACUGUGAGCUUUGAGGAAACUACAACAAAAAUAAAGCGUUUCAAGUUUU
Messenger RNA from Epinephelus moara (kelp grouper), 2827 nucleotides. It is a transcript of the gene fbxo21, whose product is annotated as F-box protein 21. Bases 23 to 1939 code for a protein of 638 amino acids. The transcript is spliced from 12 exons. NCBI's taxonomy places the organism in Eukaryota, Metazoa, Chordata, Actinopteri, Perciformes, Serranidae. Gene Ontology annotation, molecular function: DNA binding; protein binding. The record is from RefSeq and is a predicted model, not a curated record.